GAGGCAUAAAUCGGAACUUCGGCCCCCAUUGACGCUCUCUUCUUCCUUCCUCUUUCCGCUUUCCUCCUGUUUUUCCAUAGUUAGAGAGCGGGAUUCGCGAAGGGUUUUCCGAUAUUUUUAUUUUUUGCUUGUCGAACCGAUCGGCAGCCGGUGAAAUCGCGGCGUUACGUAGAGGGAGGAUUCCGGCGAGUUAUGCAGGCGGAUCAGACGGUGCUGAGCCUGAGGCCUGGUGGUGGCGGCAAUCGAGGCAGCAGACUCCUUGCCCCCCGCUUCGAUUCGACAGUUUACUCCGGCGCUGGCGGUGUUGCGGCCCUCAGCUCGAUCUCUGACGCAUCUGUCUUCCGUGCUCAUGGCGGCGCAUCCAAGGGCGGAGAAUCAAGGUUUGAGGGGCGUGAACACAUUCGCUACACUCGGGACCAGUUAUUACAACUUCGUGAGGUUGUUGAAGUUCCUGAGGAUAUUUUAAAAGUAAAGAAAGAGAUAGAUGCUGAACUUCAUGGCGAGGACCAAUCUUGGGGUGGCAGUGAUGCCAAUUUGCAAAGUCAAUUUCAGAAUCGCUAUUAUGAACCCGACAAUCGAGAUUGGCGUGGCCGUUCAGGACAAGUGCCUUCAAGUGGAGGGGAAAGGUCAUGGGAUUCUAUACGUGAAAAUAAAGAGUCAGUUGCAUCAAAUAUAAGGCAACAGGAUUCAGGCCAACUUUGGCAGGAACAAUUGAGCUCACAAUUUUCUUCCCAGAUUCAAGUCUCCAAAGGGGCUGGACCUGCUGCCGCUCUACUUAAAGCUGAAGUGCCAUGGUCUGUACGUAGGGGCAAUCUCUCAGAGAGCGAUCGAGUUCUUAAAACAGUGAAGGGUAUUUUGAAUAAGCUGACUCCAGAAAAAUUUGAUGUUCUCAAGGGUCAGCUGAUUGAUGCAGGAAUAACCACUCAAGAAAUUUUAAAGGGUGUGAUUUCUCUAAUAUUUGAUAAAGCAGUUUUGGAACCUACCUUCUGUCCGAUGUAUGCUCAGCUUUGCUCCGAGCUCAACGAAGGAAUCCCUCCAUUCCCUUCUGAAGAACCAGAUGGGAAGGAGAUUACUUUCAAGCGUAUAUUGUUGAAUAUAUGUCAGGAGGCAUUUGAAGGUGCGGAUCAUCUUAGGUCUGAUAUCAGCAAGUUAACUGGUCCAGAUCAGGAAAUGGAACGCAGAGAUAAAGAGAGAAUGGUUAAGCUUAGAACUCUCGGUAACAUUCGUUUGAUUGGUGAACUUUUGAAGCAAAGGAUGGUGCCAGCGAAAAUUGUUCAUCAUAUCGUUCAGGAAAUCCUGGGGCCAGAUGUUAAAGCUUGUCCUGCUGAGGAAAAUGUUGAGGCUAUCUGCCAAUUUUUUAACACCAUUGGCAAGCAGUUGGAUGAAAACCCCAAAUCACGACGUGUUAAUGAUGUUUAUUUUAACCGGUUGAAGGAGCUAACGACCAAUCCCCAGCUGGCUCCACGCCUUAGGUUUAUGGUCCGUGACGUGCUUGAUCUUCGUGCUCAUAAUUGGGUUCCUCGUCGUGAGGAGGUGAAAGCAAAAACCAUCUCUGAGAUCCACUCUGAGGCAGAGAAGACUCUCGGAUUGCGUCCUGGAACAACAGCUAACAUGAGAAAUGGCCGUGGUGCCGGCGGUUUGGGAGGCGGUAUGAAUUCCGGAGGAUUAUCCCUAAAGCCUCCGGGAGCCGGAGGCAUGAUGAUGCCUGGAAUGCCUGGAGCCAAAAAGAUGCCGGGGAUGCCAGGCAUGCCAGGGAUGGAUGGUGAUAAUUGGGAAGUCGUUCCUCGUUCUUCCAAAUCCACGCUGAAAGCACAACAUAGCCCUCUCAUUAGCAAACCGUCACCCAUAAAUCCUAAGCUGCUACCUCAGGGUAGCGGCGGCCUAUUAGCCGGAAGGUCAAGCGCACUAUUGCAAGGCGUUAAUCAGCCAUCUCGAGCCCCUAUCAUUUCCGGAACCACCGAUUCUUUUCCUCCGAAUGUCGGCUUAGCGAAACCUUUCGGUACCACGCCUCCUACCGCUCAACCUGCAGAGAAGCAAACGACGGGACGACUGAACCCUGACGUUUUGAAGAAGAAAACAAUCGCCCUCUUGGAGGAGUAUUUCCAUGUCCGCAUCCUUGACGAGGCUGUAAAGUGUGUUGAGGAGCUUAAGAGUCCUCAAUAUCACCCAGAAAUCGUCAAGGAAGCCAUCAACCAUGCCCUUGACAAGGGCCCAUCUCACCUCGAUCCUCUCGUCAGGCUUCUUGAGUACUUGCUCGCGAAGAAAGUGUUCACGCCGCGGGAUUUGGGCACGGGUGCAUUGCUUUAUGGGUCAAUGCUGGAUGAUAUUAGCAUCGACCUUCCCAGAGCACCAACUCUCUUUGGUGAGGUGAUUGGAAAACUUAUUUUGGUUAAUGGACUGAGCUUCAAUGUUGUGGCAGAGAUCUUAAAGAAGGUGGAGGAUGAUAGGUCCCAGUCUGCCAUUUUUGAAGCUGUGAUGAAAUGCGUGGAGGGAAGCCCAGCGGGUCAGAAGGUAUUAGCUGAUAAUGCAGAUGAUAUAAAGACUUGCAGGAGCUUGCUUCCUUAAAACUCUAACCUUGCUGGUGGGGUUUACCUGUUUCAUCUGUCUUAUUUUUCUUUAUCAAACUUAUAUUGCUUGAUACAUUUUCUUUCUUCUAUUUAUUUUUUGCAUUGGUUUUUUUUUUCUCUUUUUCUUAAACUGCGUUGACAAUCUUAUGAGCUGUUUGAAGCUUUCUAAAUUUGAAUGAGUUGUAUAUUUAUGCGAGCGACAUUUUUGUUAGUGAUUCAAGUUGGAAAAAGAAAAAAAAAGAGCCAUGGAUUUUUGGCCAAG
Messenger RNA from Phalaenopsis equestris, 2829 nucleotides. Its product is annotated as eukaryotic translation initiation factor. The coding region runs from base 193 to 2565 and encodes 790 amino acids. The record is from RefSeq and is a predicted model, not a curated record. Lineage: Eukaryota; Viridiplantae; Streptophyta; Magnoliopsida; Asparagales; Orchidaceae. Gene Ontology annotation, molecular function: translation initiation factor activity; protein binding; mRNA binding. Gene Ontology annotation, cellular component: eukaryotic translation initiation factor 4F complex. The transcript has 9 exons.